Messenger RNA from Hyla sarda, 1946 nucleotides. It is a transcript of the gene PPP5C, whose product is annotated as protein phosphatase 5 catalytic subunit. The transcript has 13 exons. The record is from RefSeq and is a predicted model, not a curated record. Bases 36 to 1589 code for a protein of 517 amino acids. Gene Ontology annotation, molecular function: protein binding; protein serine/threonine phosphatase activity. Gene Ontology annotation, cellular component: cytosol; nucleus. NCBI's taxonomy places the organism in Eukaryota, Metazoa, Chordata, Amphibia, Anura, Hylidae.
ACAGUCACGUGUUCCGCUUUCGGCUGCCAUUCCCAAUGUGGUCGCCGGAUGUCGCACUGUGUCGCUCUCUUGGUGACGCAUUGUCGGUGACCGGCAGCGGGAAGAUGGCUGAGGGAGAGCGGGCGGCGGAGACCGGAGGAGGAGAGGACGGCGGCGGCGGGGAGAUGACGGCGGAGGAGCUGAAGGAGCAGGCGAACGAGUACUUCCGGGUGAAGGACUAUGACCGGGCCGUACAGUAUUACACCCAGGCCAUCGCCCUCAGCCCAAACAAUGCAAUUUACUAUGGAAACCGCAGCCUGGCGUAUCUCCGUACCGAGUGUUACGGUUAUGCCCUGGCCGACGCCUCCCGCGCCAUCCAGCUCGAUGCCAAAUACAUAAAAGGCUACUACAGGCGGGCGGCCAGCAACAUGGCACUCGGGAAGCUGAAGGCAGCACUGAAAGACUACGAGACGGUGGUGAAGGUCCGGCCUCAUGAUAAGGACGCUCAGAUGAAGUUCCAGGAGUGCAGUAAGAUGGUGCGACAGAAAGCGUUUGAGCGAGCGAUCGCCUCCGACCAACACAACCGCUCGGUGGUCGAUUCUCUGGACAUAGAGGGAAUGACCAUCGAGGACGAGUACACGGGGCCCCAGUUACAGAACGGAAAGGUCACUGUGGACUUUAUGGUGGAAUUAAUGACAUUUUAUAAAGACCAGAAGAAGCUUCAUAGAAAAUGUGUCUACCAGAUACUUGUGCAGGUGAAGGAGAUUCUGUCGCAGCUGCCCAGUCUGGUGGAGAUCUCUCUAGAGAAGUCUCAGCAGGUGACGGUCUGCGGUGACACUCACGGACAAUUCUACGACCUCAUGAACAUUUUCCAUCUCAAUGGCCUCCCCUCCGAGAGCAACCCAUAUAUAUUUAAUGGCGACUUUGUGGACCGCGGAUCAUUCUCAGUGGAGGUGAUAGUGACGCUCUGCGGCUUCAAACUGCUAUAUCCUGCACAUUUCCAUCUGCUGCGCGGAAACCAUGAGACUGACACAAUGAACCAAAUGUAUGGCUUUGAGGGAGAGGUGAAGGCCAAAUACUCGAACCAGAUGUUCCAGCUGUUCAGCGAGGUUUUCCAGUGGCUGCCGCUGUCAAUGUGCAUCAAUCAGCGCGUCCUGAUCAUGCACGGGGGACUCUUCUCGGAGGACGGCGUCACCUUGGAUCAGAUUCGGAAUAUCGAACGGAACCGGCAGCCGCCUGACUCAGGACCAAUGUGCGACCUUCUGUGGUCCGAUCCUCAGCCACAGGAUGGGCGAUCCCCCAGUAAACGGGGUGUGAGCUGUCAGUUCGGCCCAGAUGUCACCCGCAAGUUCUUGGAGGAGAACAGUCUCGAUUACAUUAUCCGCAGUCACGAGGUGAAGGCCGAAGGCUAUGAAGUGACCCACAAUGGCCUCUGCGUGACCGUGUUCUCCGCUCCAAACUACUGUGACCAGAUGGGUAAUAAAGGAGCGUACAUACAUCUGAACGGCAAAGAUUUAAAGCCCAAGUUCCACCAGUUUGAUGCUGUGCCGCACCCCAAUGUAAAGCCCAUGAUGUACGCCAACUCGCUGCUCCAGCUGGGAAUGAUGUGAGGAGGACCCCGCUGAGUCCGUGUAUCUGAGCAGCUGCCCCCCAGGCGGAGAGUCAUAGGGGCUCUCCCAGUAUUUGCCCCAGUUCCUUCCGGAGCCUGAGGGGGGCAAUAAAGAAACAAGAGGAAUAUUUUUAUUACUGUAUAAGAGAAGACGAGCGGUGGGGGGGAGAGUGGGGCGCGUGUUGUCUGUGUGCGAUGUGUGACUGUGUGUGCGUGUGUGGGGGGGCCGUGUAAGCUACAAAACGCACAAUAAUCCUGCUGCCCCUCCCCUCCUGCAUAUCCUGUGUCUCCUCCAUGCCCCGCCCCCUGCGCUGUCUGUAAUUACUUUGCUUCUAAUAAAGGUUCUGAUUACACCACA